GCACGGUCAGACAUCAGUCAUGGCAGGAGAUGCCAUCAUGGUCAUGAGAGGCUUGACAAAGCUUAGUAAAGCAGUCCUAGAAACCCAAGCAGGACAGCUUCGGCAGGUGCUCCUUGGAGGCGAUGCAGUUACCGUUGCAAGGUCUUUCCAGGCUGCUGCUGAAGAACAGUUCAGUUCUGCCUUUGGGAAAAUGCAGGAAUUAGGCAAACAGCAGGAGAACUUAACUGAUCUCACUGAGGAUUUUGGGAAAGACUAUGACCUUUCAGCCCAAGAGCCAUCAGAUGCUCCAUUGGACUUCUCCACUGCCUCCAACAAGCCUCAUGAACACAGCCGUGAAGGCCCUGCUUACUCUUAUGCUACAAAUGGACCUUUUAGAAAUGUUGGUGAGACUGGAGAUUCUGGGAUGGGUCAGAAGCCUUUCCUUCCUAAAGUGGAUGCAAGGUUAUUUGGAGGCUUUAAGGAUCCUGGAAAUCCUUUUGCUGCUGCCUUUGGACAAAAUAGGGCUUUUCACCAAGACCAUUCCUCUGUUGGUGGCUUAACGGCUGAAGAUAUUGAUAAAGCCAGACAGGCCAAGGCAGGUUCAGAGCAGAAACCCUACAAACAGAUGCUCAGUGAACGGGCCCGGGAGAGGAAGGUCCCUGUCACAAGGAUCGGACGACUUGCUAACUUUGGAGGACUAGCUGUUGGUCUUGGCAUUGGGGCACUGGCAGAAGUUGCAAAGAAGAGCCUUAGACCUGAGGAACGCAGUGGAAAGAAAGCAGUGAUGGAUUCUAGCCCAUUCCUGUCAGAGGCCAAUGCAGAAAGAAUUGUGAGAACCUUGUGCAAGGUCCGUGGAGCAGCACUGAAGCUGGGACAGAUGUUAAGCAUUCAAGAUGAUGCCUUCAUCAACCCCCAUCUCCAGAAGAUUUUUGAGCGUGUACGUCAAAGUGCUGACUUCAUGCCAAUUAAGCAGAUGAUGAAAACUCUAAACAACGAUCUUGGCCCCAACUGGAGGGAUAAACUGGAGUCCUUUGAAGAACGCCCCUUUGCUGCUGCUUCAAUUGGUCAAGUUCACCUGGCACGCUUGAAAAAUGGGAAAGAAGUUGCCAUGAAAAUCCAGUACCCCGGAGUCGCCCAAAGCAUCAACAGUGAUGUUAACAACCUGAUGACUGUCCUGAGCAUGAGCAAUAUUCUCCCUGAAGGUUUGUUCCCUGAACACUUGAUUGAAGUUGUGAGCAGAGAGCUGGCCCUGGAGUGUGACUAUGAGAGAGAAGCUUCCUGUGCGAGGCAAUUCCAGGAGCUGCUGAAAGACCACCCCUUCUUUUACGUCCCAAGAGUAGUGGAUGAGCUGUGCAGCAAGCGUGUCCUGACCACAGAGCUAGUGUCUGGCUUCCCUUUGGAUCAAGCUGUAGGGCUGAGCCAGGAGAUUCGAAAUGAGAUCUGUCACAACAUCCUGGUUCUGUGUUUGCGGGAGCUGUUUGAGUUCAGGUACAUGCAGACUGACCCAAACUGGUCAAACUUCUUCUAUGACCCGCAGUUGCACAAGGUGGCCCUGCUGGACUUUGGAGCAACACGAGGUUUUGAUGAGAAGUUCACUGAUGUCUAUAUAGAGGUAAUCAAGGCAGCUGCUGACAUGGACAGAGAGAGAGUACUGAAGAAGUCAAUUGAAAUGAAAUUCCUCACUGGCUAUGAAGUCAAGGAAAUGGAAGAUGCUCACUUAAAUGCUGUCCUCAUCCUGGGAGAGGCUUUUGCGUCUGACAAACCUUUUGAUUUUGGCAACCAAAGCACCACUGAAAAAAUCCAUGGUUUAAUCCCAGUCAUGCUGAAACAUCGGCUUGUUCCUCCGCCAGAGGAGACCUACUCUCUUCAUCGGAAGAUGGGGGGUUCUUUCCUUAUCUGCACCAAACUGAAGGCCAAAAUUCCUUGCAAAAACAUGUUCCAAGAGGCAUAUAGCAAAUAUUGGAGCAAUAGGGGAAAGAAGCCAGAGGAGUAUUAAGAAUGAACUAACAUGUCUUAUUCUGAGGCCACACUUCAUCGGAGCCUUGCAGAAAGCCUUCUAGCCUCCCAUGUGUUGCUCUCCAUCCUCUUGAGAUGCAGCAGUCUGUGCCCUGGAAGCUAAGAGUGUGUUUCACAAGGACAAAGCUGUUCUUUCAGGUCUGUCCUACACACACUACCAGUACAGUCCACAGUUUGCAGUAAGCUAUCUUCUUGAGUGCUUCUGUAUUGUUUAAAGGCACCAGCUGACUACCUUGAAUGCAUUUUUAAUGUUAUGAUGGUGACUGCAUAUUCAUUGGAUUUUAUAACAAGUAGGGGAAGGAGGACAAGAGCAGAAAUAAAUAUUGAAACCUGUUUGUCAUUAUCUAA
Chaetura pelagica (chimney swift) is the source of this 2343-nucleotide messenger RNA. It is a transcript of the gene COQ8A, whose product is annotated as aarF domain containing kinase 3. Gene Ontology annotation, cellular component: extrinsic component of mitochondrial inner membrane. NCBI's taxonomy places the organism in Eukaryota, Metazoa, Chordata, Aves, Apodiformes, Apodidae. Gene Ontology annotation, biological process: ubiquinone biosynthetic process. The transcript has 14 exons. Gene Ontology annotation, molecular function: kinase activity. The record is from RefSeq and is a predicted model, not a curated record. The coding region runs from base 20 to 1975 and encodes 651 amino acids.